CGGCAGCAAGGCAGUGUGUGCUCAUUCGAACAUCGGGCAUAGAAAGUGGAAGCGGAGCUGAGGAGGGUCCGUUUACUUUCCUUGCAAUUUCUUCGAUCACACAGCGGAAGAGAAAUUCACGUGCUCUUUGAAACUGCACCGUUACGCUUCCUUAUCAAGGAAUUGACCAGAGAAGGUGCAGUUUCGAACUAAGUUUCAGUUACCUUAUUGAUCUGAUUAGUUGAAACCCUUUAAAAAAAUGCCGGCCCAAAAGAUUGAGACUGGUCACCAAGACACAGUGCAUGAUGUGGUUAUGGAUUAUUAUGGGAAGCGCAUUGCCACAGCUUCAUCUGACCACACUAUAAAGAUAACUGGUGUAAGCAGUUCGGCCUCCCAGAAUCUUGCAACACUGAGUGGUCACCAAGGACCUGUGUGGCAGGUAGCUUGGGCUCACCCAAAAUUUGGGUCUUUGCUUGCUUCAUGUUCUUAUGAUGGAAGAAUCAUAAUAUGGAAAGAAAGCAAUCAGAACGAGUGGACCCAAGCCCAUGUUUUCACUGACAACAAAUCAUCCGUGAAUUCAAUUGCUUGGGCUCCUCAUGAACUAGGUCUUAUUUUGGCAUGCGGUUCGUCUGAUGGGAAUAUCUCAGUUUACACUGCCAUUGCUGACGGAGGUUGGUCGUCUACGAGGAUUGACCAUGCGCAUCCGGUUGGAGUUACUUCUGUUUCAUGGGCUCCCUCUACGGCACCCUCUGCUCUUGUUGGUCCUGGCUUGCUGGACCCUGUUCAGAAGCUUUGCUCUGGUGGUUGUGAUAAUACUGUAAAGGUUUGGAAGCUUUAUAAUGGGAUUUGGAAGCUGGAUUGCUUUCCUGCUCUUCAAAUGCAUACUGAUUGGGUCAGGGAUGUUGCUUGGGCACCCAACUUGGGACUACCAAAAUCUACCAUUGCAAGCGCCUCACAGGAUGGAAAAGUUAUUAUAUGGAUUGUGGCCAAGGAAGGGGAUCAGUGGGAAGGUAAGGUUUUGAAUGAUUUCAGGACGCCCGUUUGGAAGGUCUCGUGGUCACUGACUGGAAACAUAUUGGCUGUCGCGGAUGGGAACAACAAUGUGACCUUGUGGACAGAAGCAGUAGACGGCGAGUGGCAACAGGUGCAAACGGUUGAUCCAUAGAAUGCUGUUGUUGGAGUUUGGUAACCGUAAUGAUUAAUUAGGUUUGUAUGUUCUAUGUCAACAUAACUUGAGACUUGUGAAAAUUUUAAAAAAUUGAGUAUUUCCUUUGACAGAAUUUUACAAAAUUGAGUAUUUCCUUUGACAGCUUUGAACUAAAUUUCAUAAGUUUCUUCAUUAGCUUUAGUGGUAAUGAAUGUGAUUAGUACUUAGCUGGCUUUUGGUUAUUGUUUUUAAA
Molecule: messenger RNA, 1379 nt
Organism: Ziziphus jujuba (common jujube)
Lineage: Eukaryota; Viridiplantae; Streptophyta; Magnoliopsida; Rosales; Rhamnaceae
Product: protein transport protein SEC13 homolog B
Exons: 2
Coding region: 239-1144 (301 amino acids)
Biological process (GO): COPII-coated vesicle budding; protein import into nucleus
Cellular component (GO): nuclear pore outer ring; COPII vesicle coat
Molecular function (GO): protein binding; structural molecule activity
Source: RefSeq, a predicted model, not a curated record